CGUCUAAAGUAAACAGCAGGGCGGUGAGGGACAGUGUCCAUUGAAGAAGAUAAUCAAAAGAUUCGACAUUUCUGGCAGACUCAACCACCGGGCACCGGCAAAGAAGAAAAAAAAGAUUGAAGAGUCUGGGACUAGGAAUCUGGGGGGAGAAAAAUAAAAAAAGAAUGUAAAAACCGUCUGUCAUCUUACUUCCAUGGCUGCAAAGCGUUACUAUUGAUCAAAUCAUUAGAAUCUCUUGUUCUUCCUCUGUAGUCUGAACUCUGAACGCCGCCACUGUCAAUCAGGAAAGCAAAACAAAACAAAACAAAACAAAAGGAAGUAGGCAGAAUUUAGUUCACUGUUCAAAGCCAACGCACCGACAGCAAUCUGAGAAAGCUCUGCUCCUGUCGCGCUGUGUUCUCCUUCUUCACCUUCACCUCCACUUGUUUCGUGGUUGCAAAUUGCAAUACACUUCUGGCGCACAUGACCACCGCCGGUGCCUACCUGGAGAACUAACGUUCCACCAUGGGCGAUACUACCGACGUCGCCAAGACAUUCCGCGAUCUGGUAGAGAGUGCGGACCGUAAGUUCGCUAGGGUUAGGGACGUGCUGCCGUACGGGCGAGGACAGCAAUUUUAUUUUCGUAAGGUCUUCAAGGCUUAUACGAAGCUCUGGAAGUUUCAGCAGGAGAACCGGGCGAAACUCGUCGAGUUGGGUCUGCAGAGAUGGGAAAUUGGAGAAAUCGCGUCUCGGAUCGGUCAGCUUUACUUCGGGCAGUAUAUGAGAACCAGCGAAUCCAGGUUUUUAUUCGAGGCUUACAUUUUCUACGAAGCGAUCCUUAACAGGGGCUAUUUCGCGGGAACAAAAGGCUCGACUAAGGAUAUGAACUUGCUGGGCUUGCGUUACAAGGAAUUGCGCUUCUAUGCGAGGUUUCUUGUAGUUUCGUUGCUCUUGAAUCGAUCCGAGAUGGUGAAGGUGCUUGCGGAGCGGUUCAAGGCUCUCGUGGAUGAUUGCAAGGCUACUUUUCCGGAAACUAAUUUUAGAGAGUGGAAGCAAGUAGUGCAAGAAAUUGUCCGGUUUUUGAAAGUUGAUACAGCCUUUACGAAUAAUAGGCCCCUCAGAUAUUGUGUUUUGUUUGAGUCAUAUGCAACUUCACAACCACAUUUGGCUCGUUUUCAUGCAAACAGGGUUGUGAGGUUGCAAGAUGCAUUGCUGAUGAGCUAUCACCGAAAUGAGGUCAAGUUCACAGAGUUUACUUUGGACACUUUUAGGAUGCUUCAGUGUUUGGAGUGGGAACCAAGUGGCUCAUUCUACCAAGAGCGUCCCGCUGAAUCAAGCGGUAAUGGUGCUUUGAAUGAUCAGUCUGUAGCCUCUGGACUUAUUGAUAUAAACCUUGCUGCUGAUAUGACUGAUCCAACCCUUCCCCCAAAUCCAAGGAAAGUUAUUCUCCAUCGUCCAUCAGCAAGUCAAUUGAUAGCUGUUAUUGCCACAAUCUGUGAGGAGCUCCCUCAAGAUAGCAUUUUUCUAAUAUAUCUAUCUGGAUCAGGAAAGACUGGCCAGAGCAUUGCUUCUGAAAUGAAAGCUUCCAGAGCUUCAAGAGCUUCUGCAAACAAAAAAGUUGUUUCUCAGACCCGUGAACAUGAAAAGUCACUGCCUGAAGCUCCUAAUUGUGAUACAGGAGAUUCAACAAAAUGUUCUCGGAAUUAUCUGUGCCUGGGUCCCAGAGGGAGUGCAGGUUCAAACUUGCUUUACCCUGGUGAUAUCAUUCCUUUCACUCGAAAACCACUUUUUUUGAUCAUUGAUAGUGAUAAUAGCCAUGCAUUCAAGGCCAUACAUGGUGAGGAAAGGGGAGAAAAAGCUGCCCUACUUCUUUCUCCACUGAAGCCAGCAGUCCGGAACCAAUCCAAUGUUGAUUUCACAGAGAAUGGUAGUCAAUUUACAUAUUUCCUCACUGAUCCUCUGCAGGCUUUCUGCCAUCUGGUUGGACUUAGCCAUUGGGGUGCUGAUAUAGAUGCCCACAACAAAGCUGAUAGCAUACUCUCCAGUGCCUUCUCAGAAUGGGAAGUUAUCCUCUGUACAUCCACUUCCCUGGAUCUGGUCUGGGCUCAAGUUUUAUCUGAUCCAUUUCUGCGGCGGCUUAUUGUUAGGUUCAUUUUCUGCAGGGCUGUUCUCUAUUCUUUCUGUCAUUCUGGGGAUGUUGAUCAAUAUCUGCCUGAUUGCCUACCACAUCUUCCUGAAUCUCUCUCUUCAAACUCCAAAGUGGUGCAAUCUAGUAUCCUGCAGCUUGUGAACACUCUUGAUGUUGGAGAUUGUUUUAACUUCAAAGACACAUAAUUGAAACCAAAAGUCCACUAAAGUUUGCAAUUGAGAUCGUCGUCUUCUGCACUGCUAUAGGAUUAGUAACUCCAUUUUUUGGCUCACCAAUGCGCUUGUGAGAAAGCUGCGCAAUGAUGGCAAGGCUAUUGAAUGAAUGGAUUCAGGUGAGAAAUAUAGAGAAAAAUAUUUAUUGGGGGUUGAUGUGCUCUUUGUUAUUACAGGUUCGGGGAUGCUCAAUCCUUUGAUGGAUUUCUCUUUUAUAGUUGCAGAUGGUGGUUGAUGCUUUGCAGGUGUUUGGCCCUCCUUUGUGUUAAUUUGUAUAUGGGGCAUUUGUGCUGUAUAAUUUGAUAUCGAGGCAAUUGGUAUAAGAAAGUAGAUUUUUUUUUCUGUACCUUGUAAAAGAAAUAAUUGACCGAUGAGGAGAUGGUUAUUUUUUCCACCUUGAAUGGCAGCUCCUCUUGAACUAAUAAUCAGUGAAAGAUGAGAAAAAAGCUUACUCCA
This is a messenger RNA of Nelumbo nucifera (sacred lotus), 2796 nucleotides long. RefSeq lists its product as uncharacterized. Gene Ontology annotation, biological process: DNA-templated transcription. The record is from RefSeq and is a predicted model, not a curated record. Gene Ontology annotation, molecular function: transcription corepressor activity. Lineage: Eukaryota; Viridiplantae; Streptophyta; Magnoliopsida; Proteales; Nelumbonaceae.